UAGAGGCGGAACAACAAGAAUGAUCACUUCCUGUAUUGCGAUGCUGCCCAGGGAUACAUAAAGUCUUUUGUCAUUUUAAGUUUAGAUCUCAAAUAUUUUAUUUUAAAAGACAUAGGACGCAGAGGACAGCACAGCGAUGGGUCUGUUGACGAUUUUAAAGAAGAUGAAGCAGAAGGAGCGGGAGAUGAGGCUUCUAAUGUUAGGUCUGGACAAUGCAGGGAAAACGACCAUCCUGAAGAAGUUUAACGGCGAGGACAUCAGCACCAUUUCACCCACUCUUGGUUUCAACAUCCAAACACUGGAGCACAGAGGGUUUAAAUUAAAUAUGUGGGAUGUUGGGGGUCAAAAGUCGCUGCGAUCCUACUGGAGGAACUACUUUGAGAGCACAGACGGACUGGUGUGGGUGGUGGACAGUGCAGACAGACUCAGACUGCAAGACUGCAAACAGGAGCUCAGUACACUGCUGCUGGAAGAGAGGUUAGCUGGAGCUACUUUACUAGUAUUUGCCAACAAGCAGGAUCUACCUGGAGCUCUGUCAAAAGAAGCCAUUAGAGAAGAACUGGCCCUGGAUGAUAUUAAAAGUCAUCACUGGUGCAUCAUUGAUUGCAGUGCAGUGACAGGAGAAAAUCUGUUAUCUGGAGUGGACUGGUUAUUGGAUGACAUUGCUGCAAGAAUCUUCACUGCCGACUGAGCAGGAAGGAAAAACAAAACCUGAAAUGGACUUAAAAGAAGUAUCAAUAAAAAUAUUCCAGCCAUUUUUGAUUAGAUGAACUUAUAAGUCUACACUGACCACAGCAUUCACAGAUUGAAUUCAUAUUGUAUGGAUUUAUUACAAAGCAUGUUUACAAAGCAUUCAAUAUUCAAAUUUAAGUUCUGGUAGAGCCCAAGUUUAACUGAACUGGAGGAUUUCAGUUUUGAAAAGGUUUUAAUUUUGGGCAAUGUUAACUCACCAAGUAAUUUUAAUGAAACCUUGUUUGUAUGACUCAUGCAAAGUAAAUAAACUUCAAACAUUGAGUGGCUAGA
Cynoglossus semilaevis (tongue sole) is the source of this 1023-nucleotide messenger RNA. It is a transcript of the gene arl2, whose product is annotated as ADP-ribosylation factor-like 2. Lineage: Eukaryota; Metazoa; Chordata; Actinopteri; Pleuronectiformes; Cynoglossidae. The record is from RefSeq and is a predicted model, not a curated record. The transcript has 5 exons. Gene Ontology annotation, molecular function: GTP binding; GTPase activity. Bases 137 to 691 code for a protein of 184 amino acids.